AUGGUGGUGGCUCCGGCAUUCCGCCGCCUCCUCCUCCUCUUCCUGGCCACAUUGUCUCCCCUUGUGCCCAGCCUUGCGGCAGCGGCGGCGGGGGCGCCGCUCAAUGACGACGUGGUGGGUCUUAUCGUCUUCAAGUCCGGCGUGGUCGACCACUCCGGCGCGCUCUCCUCUUGGCAGGAGGACGACGAAGCCCCCUGCGCCACCUGGGCCCACAUCCAGUGCAGCGCCGCCACCGGCCGCGUGGUGAACGUCUCCCUCUCCGGCCUCGGGCUCUCCGGCCAUCUCAAUCGGGGGCUCGCUAAGCUCUCCGCCCUGGAAUCCCUCUCCCUCGCCGGUAACAACUUCUCCGGCGUCCUGCCCUCCCACCUCUCCCUCCUCCCCGCCCUCCGCCUCCUCAACCUCUCCUCCAACGCCUUCUCCGGCGCCAUGCCCGGCGAGCUCGGCGCGCUGGCGGCGACCCUCACCGCGCUGGACCUCUCCGACAACGCGCUCUCCGGCGCGAUCCCUGAUGAGAUCUUCUCCGGUUCCCUCCGCUACCUCUCCCUCGCCGGCAACGCACUCUCGGGCCCGCUUCCCCUCGGGCUGUCCCGCUGCGGCUCACUCCUGCAUCUGAACCUAUCCGGGAAUCGACUCUCCGGGGAGCCGGACUUCGCCGGGAGCCUGCUCCCCCUCCGGCGGCUAAGGGUGCUCGACCUCUCCCGGAACGAGCUCGCCGGCCCGGUGCCGGAGGGGAUGGGGCUCCUCCACAACCUCAAGGUCCUGCGCCUUAACGGCAAUCGGUUCUCCGGCGGGGUCCCGCUCGGGAUCGGGUAUUGUCCCCACCUUACCGAGGUCGACCUCAGCGGGAACGGCUUCUCUGGUUCGGUCCCCUACACGAUGCAGUGGCUGAGUUCGCUCGCCUUCCUCAACCUCUCCGGCAACCAGCUCUCCGCCGACCUCCCGUCCUGGGUCUCCAAUCUGACCAGUCUCCAGAGCCUCGACCUGUCGGACAACAGGCUCGGGGGGAGCCUGCCGCCGGCGAUGGGGGACCUCAGGGAGCUCACCUCCCUCUUCCUCUCCGGCAACGGCAUCGCCGGGGAGAUCCCGGCAUCGGUGGUGGCGUGCGGGAAGCUGGCGAGGGUCAGCCUCAGGGGGAACGCCAUUAAGGGGAGCAUCCCUGCGGGGCUGCUGGAGCUGGGGCUGGAGGAGCUGGACCUCUCCGACAACGAGCUCACCGGAGGGAUCCCACCCGGGUCGACCCGGCUGUUCGAGACGUUGCGGCGGCUGGACCUGUCGCGGAACCGGCUGACGGGGGACAUACCGCCGGAGAUGGCUCUCUACUUCAACCUCCACCACCUGAAUCUCUCGUGGAACGACCUCCGGUCGCGGCUGCCGCCGGAGCUCGGCUACUUCCGCAACCUGUCGGUGCUCGACCUCCGCAGUAGCGCCCUCUACGGGCCGAUCCCCGGCGACCUCUGCGACUCCGGCAGCCUCGCCGUCCUCCAACUCGACGGCAACUCCCUCAGCGGCCCCAUUCCUGAAGAAAUCGGCAACUGCUCCUCCCUACACCUGCUGUAAGUGUAUCAACCUCUCUAUCUUUCUCUCUCUCUCCCUCUACCCCGUCUGCUGGGUUCUUUCCGAGAGUUUUUUUUCCUUCUAAAUUUGGGAUCUUCCGCCGGGCAGGGGCCUGUCGCACAACAGCUUGAAUGGGUCGAUCCCGCCGGGGCUGUCCCGGCUGAGGAAGCUGGAGAUUCUGAACCUGGAGUUCAACGACCUGAGCGGCGAGAUCCCGCCGGAGCUCGGAGCCCUUGACAGUCUCCUCGCCGUCAACAUCUCGCACAACCGCCUGAUCGGCCGCCUGCCAACCGGCGGCGUCUUCCCCAGCCUCGACCAGAGCGCCAUCGACGGGAACGCCGGCAUCUGCUCCCCCCUCGUCCACGAGCCCUGCAGGAUGAACGUUCCCAAGCCGCUCGUCCUCGACCCCGAUAGCUACCGGUCGGCGAACGGCGGGCCGGCAGGAGACCUCGUCGGCGCCUCCGGCAGCCCGUCCUCUGCGGCUGUGGCCGCCGCCAAGGCCCGCCACCGGCGGUUCCUGAGCGUGUCGGCCAUCGUCGCCAUCUCCGCCGCGUUGGUCAUCGUCCUCGGCGUGGUCGUGGUAGCCCUGCUCAACGCCUCGGCGCGCCGGCGCGUGGGUCUGGUGGAGACCGCCCUGGAGAGUAUGUGCUCGAGCUCGACCCGUUCCGGCGACCCCGCCGUGGGGAAGCUCGUCCUCUUCGGCCCCCGCAGCGAGCUCCUCUCCGAGGACUUCGGUGGCAGCGGCGAGGCCCUGCUCCACAAGGCCACCGAGAUCGGGCGCGGCGCCUUCGGCACCGUCUACAAGGCCGCCGUCGCCUCCGACAAGCUCGUCGCCGUCAAGAAGCUGCUCACCGCCAACAUCGUGCAGUACCACGACGACUUCGACCGCGAGGUGCGCAUCCUCGGCAAGGCUCGCCACCCCAACCUGAUGCCCCUCCGUGGCUACUACUGGACCCCACAGCUACAGCUCCUUAUCUCCGACUACGCCGGCGGCGGCAGCCUCCAGGCCCGCCUCCACGACCGCCCCGAUCUGCCCCCCCUGAACUGGGCCGCCCGCUUCAAGAUCGCCCUCGGUGCUGCCAAGGGGCUGGCCCACCUGCACCAGUCCUUCCGCCCGCCCAUCAUCCACUACAACGUGAAGCCCGGCAACAUCCUCCUCGACGACGCCGGCGACGCGCGGCUGGCGGACUUCGGGCUGGCGCGUCUCCUGCCCAAGCCCGACCGGCACGCCGUCGGCAGCCGCUUCCAGACCGCGCUCGGCUACGUGGCCCCCGAGAUGGCCUGCCAGAGCCUCCGCGUUAACGAGCGCUGCGACGUGUACGGCUUCGGCGUGGUGGUGCUGGAGCUGGUGACGGGGCGCCGGCCGGUGGAGUACGGAGAGGACGACGUGGUCAUCCUCGUGGACCAGGUGCGGGCGCUGCUCGAGCGUGGCGCGGCGCUGGACUGUGUCGACCCGCGCCUGGGGCCCUUCCCGGAGGACGAGGUCCUACCGGUGCUCAAGCUCGGGCUCGUCUGCACGUCGCAGAUCCCCUCCAGCCGCCCCUCCAUGGCGGAGGUGGUGCAGAUCCUGCAGGUCAUAAAGACGCCGGUGCCGGAGAGGAUGGAAGCCUUCUGA
Messenger RNA from Spirodela intermedia, 3169 nucleotides. The record is from the annotation of a GenBank genome assembly. NCBI's taxonomy places the organism in Eukaryota, Viridiplantae, Streptophyta, Magnoliopsida, Alismatales, Araceae.